AUGCCUAUUAAGUUACCGAAGAGCUUCGCUCGGCGAAAGUCAUCAGGCAAUAUUCUGGAGGAUGUAGAAACCCAACCGCAAUCCUCCUUUCGGGUCUUUGAGCGCCCAAGCGCCGAGCGAUCGAUGUCGGACGGUGCUCCACUGAGCAAACGUUUCAGUGAAGGUAAUGUGGUGCCAUCGGCUCUGGAGGAUUCAGACAACAUCUUUGCGGGGACAGAGCAAACCCUGGGCAAGAACCGUGGUGCGACAAACUAUGAGAGCUCGACUUCUACCCGACUUAGCUCCUCAUCCACCCAACCUUCCUCCACGGAGAUUGCCUCGCCCGAAGAUGCUUCUCCACAUUCCCGAAUGCAUGACAUCCCCGUUCCACCUCCGAUCUCUGCGGGAGGACUACGUGCUGCUGCAGGCAGGACCUUUUCGUUCGGCGCACGAUUCUCCAAGUCAUCUGCUCCGGCUCCACCACGGCACGCUACUCCGGAACAAUCCACAAGACAACGAGCUGUGAGCGGCACUACGGAUGAAACAGCCACCCCGCCAAAGCUCACCGACGAGGAUUUCAGCUUGGGAGGUGAUGAUUUUGGAAAGAUGUUCGAUAAUGUAGGAAAGCGUGAGAGUGUUUUGAUGCGAGACCCUUCCCCUCAGCCGGCCAAUAAGCUAUCUUCCACUCCGCCAACACAAGCCCUGCCAGACUUCUACAACACCAGCCGUGCUGCACGACCUCCACCAAUUGAUAUAGAUCGAUCAGCGCCUGUCGAGCCUCCCCCUCACUCGUGGACUAGCCGUCACUCAGAAGAGGGCUUGCUUAAUAGCCCCAGAGAGAACGACAGAUAUUCGCCCGCUCAGUCUACUCCUGAAACGGUGACUGGAUUCCGUCGACAAUCCCCAGCUCCAAACCAAAUGCUUGGUGCUACCACCUCUCACCGGGCUUUAGAUCGACCGAAAAGACAAUCGGACAUGGGAUUGCGACGAAGUAUAAUUUACUAUGGGGACCGAGACUCCACUGCUAUUGACGAUGAGGACGCUGCGAUGGUCAAAAGCUCCCUUAUGUGGAGCAAAGAGAGCAGCUCUCCCCCGACACACAAUGGAGGCAUUUCUCCGUCCGGCAGCACCCCACUGCUCAAGGGCCAUGCGACUAGCCCUGCACACGUUAGCCCCGAGCCGGAAUCAAUGUUCUCACAUACAUUCUCGCCUGCUACAAAUGAGCACUUGGAAAAUGCACGCCUUGCGGUUCAACUCGCAGAGAAUCUACCCAAGACGGCGUCUCCUGGCAAUAAGGUGAUGACUCCGUCCCAAUUUGAGCGUUAUCGCCAGCAACAAGAACUCCGUCGUUCAAACAGCGAUGCGUCUGAUAGUGAGGAUGACUCGGAUCAUGAUGAAUUUGAUGAACAAGAUGAGGCCGAAAAGCAGCGUGAGGCGGCACUGCAGCGACGGAAGCAAGAGGCUCAUUUGUCCGUAUAUCGCCAGCAGAUGAUGAAAGUGACGGGCCAGCAAGCUCCUUCACCAUCGCUCCGUCCGGUGAUGAGUGGUGCCAGCAGCAGCACUCCUAACCUUCCCAUCCACCUGACUAGCGUAGGUGACAGGUCCUCAAGCGGUAAAAGCCAUGAGGGUGAUGAUGAAGAUGUUCCGUUGGGUAUUCUUGCUGCUCAUGGUUUUCCCAAUCGCAACCGCCCGCCCGCCCGCCUAGCAAACGCAAGCUCUAACCCGAACCUUCGUGCCUCUAUUAAUCCGUAUGCGUCAUCUUCCAGCUCACUCGUGGGUGCCGAGCAGGACCAACGGGGCAGCUUGCCCGUUUUUGCUAGGAACCUCCCGCGGGAUCCCUACUUUGGGGCUAGUCUGGUCAAUUCGACAAACAGAGAGUCUUUAGCUAUGGGCGGUGGCUCAGUAUAUGGCAGUCCUGCCUCUUCGCCGGGGCCUCCUGGAGGUCUCAUUGGAGUGAUUGCGCAGGAGGAACAAGCACGGGCUAUGAGACGAGGCAGCCCAAAUACUCAAGCGAUGUACGAUAUGGGGGCUGUACCCCGACCAUUCUCCAUGAUGCCACCACCCCAGCAAGCAAUGAGUCCAGCAGAGCAGGCUCAGGCUCAAUUGUCUGCCCAGAUGUCCGACAUGAUGAACAUGCAGAUGGAGUGGAUGCAGAAGAUGAUGGCCAUGCAGGGCAUGCACGGCCCCCCACCCCCCAUGAUGCAAGGCGGUAUGGCAACACCCCCUAUGAUGGGCGGUGGACCUAUGCCAGGAGCUCCUAUGGGCCCGCCCUCCAUGGCUGUUCCUAUGUUGACCGGUCCAAUGAUGGCAGGCUCUCCUUCGAUCUCUGGUCAUUCUAACAUGAGACCAGUCUCCAUGCCGGGACUUGCACCCAAUGCUCCCAAUUUUGAUCAACGUACUUUAAGCAUGAUCGAUCCAAAUAUUGCCAUGCGUCGGACUGGUUCACCAAUGCCCAACCUAUCUGGCGGGCCUUAUCAUCAAACCUCCCCAGGAUACGCUCCAUCGAUUGCUCCAUCCGAGCGUAGCAACGCAGGGCUAUCAUCUCGAUACCGCCCCGUCUCCGCCCUUCCGGGCGACCUCAACCACCAUGCUUCACCGCUGCAAAAGUCCUGGAACGAUGAAAACCGCCCCAAUUCUCACUUGCCUAUGUCCAAGUCAACAGGAAGCCUCCCUAAAACUACUUCCAUUGCUACUGUGACCAUCAGACCCGACUCGCAGUCUAGUCAAGCCGGCCCUGGCAUUCGAAAGGUGCAGAAUGCAUCGGACGAUGAAGACGAUGAUGAGGCCUGGGCCGAUAUGAUGAAGAAACGAGACAAGAAGAAGAGCAGCUGGAAAAUGAAGCGAGGAACUUCUUCUUUCGGGGAUCUGCUAAGUGUCGUGCAUUAA
Penicillium pulvis is the source of this 2865-nucleotide messenger RNA. RefSeq lists its product as uncharacterized. Bases 1 to 2865 code for a protein of 954 amino acids. The record is from RefSeq and is a predicted model, not a curated record. The transcript is spliced from 3 exons. NCBI's taxonomy places the organism in Eukaryota, Fungi, Ascomycota, Eurotiomycetes, Eurotiales, Aspergillaceae.